CCAACUUCCCGUUAGCUUCAGCUUCACUGUAUUUCCUUAAGCAAAACACAGCCCUUUCCCCUUUUCUAUCCUUCACACUCUCUCUCUCUCUCUAUAUGUAUAUCUCUUUCUCACUCUAUAUUAUACUAUUAUACUGUACACGUACAAUUAUUGUCAUGUAUAUGAUCAUACGGAAUAUGCGACGCCCGAUUCUUGAGCUCCAAUCACCAAUCUCCUCCGCUCCUCCCUCACUUCCCCUGAACCAAUUUCUGCCCCGCCGCCGUCCCUCUCCUUGAAUUCAUCUGCGGCGGUGCCGUGGUGGUGGCUGGAAAGCCUGGAAUGGCAGUUUAUACAGACGUUGAGGCCGUGCUUGGAUUUCUUAAGAAGAAUGGGUUUACCCAGUCUGAGUUUGCUUUGAAGGAAGACAUCGUGGAGAGAUCCCGAUUGGGUGGUUCAUUUGAUUUCCAGAGGGUAUUCUUUCCCGUGGUGCCGCCGCCUUCUGAGCUCAAGAUUCCGCCCACCCAGAGGACUGAGGAGGUUUCCGGUGGUGGGUUUGGUGGGAGUGGUAAUCAAAGCCCCCAUUCGUCUGAGGAUGAGUUUAUAAGCUUGGGUUCUUCAACCACAGAGCUCUGUUCAUCUGAGUUCACAAAUCCAUAUGGAAUACGUUGUGACACAUAUCCGAGCUCUCAAGCAUCAUCUGAUAGAAUGUCACAGUUUGGGACAGCACGAGACUAUCAUGAUUUCGAUAUGCAAAAUGACAGUUUCUGGUACAAGGAAAAAGAUGAAGAUUAUUCCAUGCCGCCUGAUUUUGGAGGCUCAGAUUUUGCUUCUGUCCCUAGUGAGGAUAAAUUUGUUAUGACCUUAGGCUCGGGGAAUCAUCAUAAUGAGGACACUAAAGAUAAAUUUCCAAAUGAAAGUGACUUUUUUUAUAAAUGUGUGGAAGAUGAAGGAAAUGUUCGAAAGAGUGAAGAACUUUGUGCAGAUUACAGAUGUUCCUCCCCCCUUUGUGCUUGCUGUGGUGGCACAGGAGCAGUCUAUGCAGAGGACCUUAGCGACUAUGGUGUUGUGGAUCUGAAGUUAACCAAUGAAAAGGAUUUGAUCCAGGAAAAAUCUGGAGAAGAAAGAAGCAUCGAAAAUGAAAGCAUUAACUCCAUUACAAAAAAGAAUUCAAUUUACAGCUCCGACAAAGAAUUUGGUGGAGAACCAAAAGAAGCUGAUUUAGAAGCAGAUGAAGAAGGCGAUCCUGCUAUCAAUGAGCUUCAAAUGUUUGAUACCAGCGAGGAUGAAUUUCAAACAUUCGAUCUUAGAAUUAUACACCGAAGAAACAGGUUCUUUUGUAGCAAACAGUUGUACUUAUAUUAUAUGCCAUCAUCCACAGGACAGGAUUUGAGGAGAACAAGGACAUCCCUAUAGUUCUCAACAGUAUCGUCGCGGGUAGAUAUCAUGUAACGGAGUACCUCGGUUCAGCCACCUUCAGCAAAGUUUUUCAGGCACAUGAUCUUCACUCUGGAGUAGAUGUUUGCUUGAAGAUAAUAAAAAAUGACAAGGACUGCUUUGAUCAGAGCUUGGAUGAAAUCAAACUUCUGAAGAUUGUAAACCAGCAUGAUCCUGGUGAUGAACGCCAUAUAUUACGCCUCUAUGAUUACUUUUACUAUCAGGAGCAUCUCUUCAUUGUUUGUGAGCUUUUGCGAGCUGACUUGUAUGAGUUUGAGAAAUACAAUCGAGAAUGUGAGAGUGAACCAUAUUUUACAAUGUUAAAGCUAAAGGCUAUAGCACGGCAGUGCCUCGUGGCUCUGGAGUAUUUGCACAGUUUGGGGAUCAUCCACUGCGAUCUAAAGCCUGAAAAUAUCCUCAUCAAAAGUUUUAAGAAGUGUGAAAUAAAAGUUAUUGAUCUCGGAAGCAGUUGUUUUGAGACAGACAACUUGUCUUUAUAUGUGCAGUCAAGGUCCUAUAGAGCUCCUGAGGUUAUCUUAGGCCUCCCAUAUGACCAUAGAAUUGAUCUUUGGUCUCUUGGAUGUGUACUGGCUGAGCUAUGCACUGGAGAGGUGCUCUUUCCAAACGAGGAAAUUCCAGUAUUGCUUGCACGCGUGAUAGGUGUACUUGGUCCCAUCGACAUGAAUAUGUUAUUGAAAGGACAAGAGACAGACAAGUAUUUUACAAAAGAAUUUGACCUCUAUCAAAUAAACAAGGAGACGAAUCAAGUGGAAUACAUAAUACCUGAGGAGACAUCCUUGGAGGAUCAGUUACAGGUCUUCUCUGAUCCUUUGUUCAUUGACUUUGUAAGCAAUCUGCUUCAAAUUAAUCCUAAAAGCCGACCCACCGCUUCUCAGGCUCUUCAACACCCUUGGCUUCUUUCGUGAUACAGCAUAAUCCAUGUUUAGAUUUUUCCAGUAUCAUGGAUUUUAUUAUAAUUUUUAUAAAAUUGAAAUCCCAGUUCGGAGCUGGAUUUGGUUCUCAAUCCCAAAGUCUUCCACGCAGUUUAAAAAAUCCAAUAUUCACAUCAGGUUAUGUUUAGUCCAUACAUACACUAGCAAUAAAAUACCGUAGGUAGUCUUGAUUCUUGUAUAGCUGUUUGAAUUUUCUUGCUGUUUACAAAUUCUUUGUUUACAUGUCUUAACGUAGAUGUAUAUGUAACUGGGCGUUUUGUUUGUUUUUUUGGAUGACACUGAUAAUCCGGUUCACUUGUAUGACCUACCAGAAUAUUUUUAUAAUAAUUGUUUGAAGUUUCCUCAUUCUUUU
Molecule: messenger RNA, 2718 nt
Organism: Cuscuta epithymum
Lineage: Eukaryota; Viridiplantae; Streptophyta; Magnoliopsida; Solanales; Convolvulaceae
Source: the annotation of a GenBank genome assembly